Molecule: messenger RNA, 372 nt
Organism: Aspergillus puulaauensis
Lineage: Eukaryota; Fungi; Ascomycota; Eurotiomycetes; Eurotiales; Aspergillaceae
Exons: 1
Coding region: 1-372 (123 amino acids)
Cellular component (GO): extracellular region
Source: RefSeq, a predicted model, not a curated record
AUGGCCCUCGCCACAACAACCGGCCUGGCCGCCGCAAAGGACAUCAACUGCGGCGGCAGCUUCUUCUGCAACCUCGGAUCCGCCCCAGGAAUCCGCAACGACCUGAUCAAACAAAUCCUGAACCACGUGCAGGGCCGCGACGACGGCGAGGAGUUCGGCGAGCACGAGUACAUCGACUGCCAGGACCAGAUGUGUGCCUUUUUCGAGGAGAUCGGCGACGAUCAGAAGAAGAGCAUGUUUGAUGCGAAGUGGGGGCUGCAGGCGCUCCUUGAUCAUGGGUGUAAUACUUGCGGUGGUGUCCCGAUUAACCCGGAUAGUCAUGAUGUUGGGGAGGGGAAGUUGAAGGUGGACUAUGUUAGUGACUCGCCUUGA